This is a messenger RNA of Trichosurus vulpecula (common brushtail), 7077 nucleotides long. RefSeq names its product SMC5-SMC6 complex localization factor 1 (gene SLF1). The record is from RefSeq and is a predicted model, not a curated record. The transcript is spliced from 18 exons. Gene Ontology annotation, molecular function: protein binding. Lineage: Eukaryota; Metazoa; Chordata; Mammalia; Diprotodontia; Phalangeridae. Gene Ontology annotation, biological process: positive regulation of double-strand break repair. Bases 76 to 2841 code for a protein of 921 amino acids.
AGGAACUGCCAGAAGACCAGUGUCACUGAAUUGCAGAGCCCUUGGCAGGGAAUUAGUUGUAAGAACACUGAAAAGAUGGAAAAGUCUACCCAGAAACCUGUGAUCCAGAUAACAGGAUUUCGAGGCAAAGAGAAAGAAGAUCUAACCAAAUUGCUUUUAAAACUAGAUUGCACUUUUAUUAAGGGUAAGCAAUACAGAAAUUGCACACAUCUCAUAGCAAAGCGUGCUUGUAAAAGUGAAAAAUAUUUAGCAGCUUGUGCAGCAGGAAAGUGGGUACUAACUAAGGACUACAUAAUUAAUAGUGCCGAAAGUGGCAGAUGGCUCGAUGAAACAACUUAUGAAUGGGGAUAUAAAAUUGAAAAAGACUCCCAUUAUUCACCUCAAAUGCAAUCUGCACCUAAAAGAUGGCGCAAAGAACUGACAAGCACUGGUGCUCCAGGGGCCUUCCACAGAUGGAAAGUUGUCCUUCUGGUUAAAGAAGGUAGUGAAGGAAGAGAUUGUCUUACAAGAGUCCUAAAUGCUGGAAAGGCCCAGGUUUUUCUACCAAACAAUUCACCAAGUGGAAUAACUCAUGUGAUCUCCGUGGAUACGAAUUUAAGUGCAGAAAAAGCCAAGUACCCCUUUGAAACUCCACACUACCCAGUAGAGUAUAUAGUAGAUUUUCUGUUUUUCAAGAAGGAAUUUCAGAAUGAUGGAGAUGUUCAAAGGAAUUCUCUUUUAACCAAACGUUCUAAAGGACAAAAAGCCACCAAUUCCAGGACUGACUGUGAAGUUGCCAACCUGAAAAAAGCAUUGAGAAAACACAUAUGUAGAGUGGAGGCAAUGAAAUACAAUUGCAUGGAAUCGACUAAAAGUACAGGGUACAGUAUAGAGGUUAAAAACGCUGAACUUCCCAGAACUUUAUGUAAUAUAAUUGAAUUCCUCAUUGAAGGGCAGUUCUUUACAGAAGCACUUGCAGAACUAGUUUUCCUACAGUCACAAUAUAUCCCUCCAGUCCGUCUGCUUCAUGUUCUUCUGAGGAACAUGCUACAGGAUGAUAUAAAGACCUUGAUUGAUCAGUACUUCCGUGUUUUGUCAAUUCUUCUGCAUCUCCAUCCUCCUUGGAAGUCUCCCGCCAUGUUGAGCUAUUAUCUAAAAUUUUUUCAAUGUCCAAAUUGUAUGAAAGGAACAUGGCCUUUUGUAGAAGUACUUAUCAGGUCCUGCCUCUUCAGUGAAAGUUUUUGUCACCCACUUCCACAAGGAGUUGUUGUGUCCAAGAAGCUCAAGGCAGCAUUACUAACAUUCUUCUUCAAGCUAAUGAAAAGCGAAGUCCAGCAUCUGAAUCACAAAUUAUAUGAAGAGGCAGAUUCUCAGAGCCUAAAAGUCCCAGAACAGGCCUUCCUUCUUGAAACCUUUUGGUCUGGAAAUGAAACCUCAGUGUUUUUUACCAAGCCAAUAACUAUGCUUUUGGAUUGGACUAUAUAUUCUCAAAAACAAAAAUUCAGAUCUAACGAUGCCUUCCAAAAUGAAAUGGCUUACCUGAUGGUAGAGACUCUUGGAGCAGUAGUGGAAUAUUGGAUAUUUCUUGGUCUUAAGAAGAACAGAAAUGUGAUGCAACAUAUGUCUGAUCUAGGAAAUUAUGUUGCUGUUUCUUGUGAUGAUUUUUCUUCACAGGAGUUAGAGAGUUUCAUUAGUUCCUUAUCUUCGUCCUGGCUUCAAAUGUUCAUUGCUGAGUCAAUCUUUAAAAAGUUAUGUUUACAGAGCUGUAUCAGUAUUUCUCCUGAACCACUGUCUCUUCAGAAAAUGGUAUGUGCUUAUUUGCCUGCAUUGGGAAAAGUUGGUAUGCUUGGAUCAAGAAAGGGGCAGAAACGGAAGAAAAUGGGACUGUCAAUUGGUCCUGACUCUCACAGGGCACUGAAGAUGUUAAGUGAUGGUGAUCAGAACCAAGCCAAGGUCUUGCCUGAGGCACCUGAGUUGAAGCAUUCCUUGUCAUUAAAAAGGUCGCAAAGGAAAUGGGAAGGAGAAUUGUCAUGUUCCAAAGAGAAUUGCCACUCUUUGCUUCCAAAAAUGCAUUUUCACAAGACCAAUUUAAAAGGAGAGACAGCCCUGCAUAGAGCUUGCAUAAAUAACCAAGUGGAGAAAUUGAUUCUUCUUCUCUCUUUGCCAGGAACAGACAUUAAUGUUAAAGACUAUGCUGGCUGGACGCCUUUGCAUGAAGCCUGUAACCAUGGCAACACAGUGUGUGUCCAGGAAAUUUUGCAACGUUGUCCAGAGGUAGAUCUGCUCACUCAAGUGGACGGGGUGACUCCUUUGCAUGAUGCCCUGUCAAACGGACACGUAGAAAUUGGCAAGCUGCUACUCCAGCAUGGGGGCUCGGUGCUUCUCCACCAGAGGACUUCUAAAGGAAAACUGCCUUUGGAUUAUGUGCUAGCUCCCCAAAUCAAAGAAGACCUUCUGGCCGCCCUACAAGUCAAAGGUUCCACUGAGGACCUUCAUGCACAAUCAGAGGAACAGUUCUACCAGCAGCAGAUUGAAUUCAGUUCAUUCUUACUUAGUAGAAUGCUGUUGAAUUUUUGUUCAAUAUUCAACUUGUUUUCAAACAUCUCUGUUUUUAAGGAGUUAACUCAUCUACGUGAAAGACUGUUUACUUCUCCUAGGAUUUGCAAGGAUGCCACCAGUCUCCGUACUGACUGGAUUAUUGAUCUCUAUGCAAGAAAUCUAUUGACACUGCAGAAGCUCCCAAGUCUCCUUAAGGAGAUCCCUGAGAACUUGGAAGUGUUUCCGGGAGUUCAGACACAGGCCUUGCUGAUGACACUAAAAACUAUGCUAGCUCAGUCAGAGACUUUUCAUGGCACUACUUAAUAUUGACAGACUUUCCAAAAUAGUUUAAAUUCUGCGUUUUAUAGGUACAAUCUUUGGCAUUAUUUGAGGUGCUUAUUGGAUCAUUCCUUUUUUAGAAAAAAAAAAGUAUCUCAACUGUUCUGCAAAAGAGAAAAAUGCAAAUUAUUUACAAAUUGAAUAGAAAUUUUAAAAAUUACACUGUGUUUUUAAAAAGUGAUUUUUGUUUGUGCUGUAACCCUCUUCAUCUAAAUGCAUAUUAAAACCUAGUGAAAUUAUUUUCUCUCUCCCUUAUGUAUCUGAGAAUUCUGACAGAUAUCAAUGCAAUUAUUCACUUUUACAGACAUAGUUGGGAAAUGUUUUUUAUUUAGCAUACUGACCAUCAGAACAGGUUCCUUUCAAUUCUGUGUUUUUCCUAAAAUAAUUGCUUCUGAAGUUUGCAGCAUUAACUAAUGCUCCAGUCUAAUAGGAAGAGAAUAAGCCUGAAUUCAUCUGUAGCUGCGCCUUUGUUUACAAGGUAUGUUACUGAUACAAGUAACCAAUGAAGUGGCAGUUCAUAGAUUAAGUUGAUCCAAGGUCUUUUCUGUACCCUGUAACAACACAGGCUAGAAAUGUUUCAGUUUGAGGUCCUUUCUUCCUAGUGAUUCGUGGUAAAGCUGAAAGUGAAAGCACGGAUGGUCACAGCCACUAGUGGGAAUGUUCUAUUUUUCUACACCUGGCACAGAGACAUUAAGACUUCCAUUUAGCUUUCAUGCUGCUUAUAUGUAUAAUCUUACAGCAGUUAAUCUGCACACUUUGAUUUUUAUCAUAGAAACAUCUUUUCACAAGGUAUAUAGAUAUUCAGUCAUCAGUUACAGGGGUUAUCAUCUCAUUGUCAUCCUCUGUAAUAGCGGAUCAGUUCUGGUUUAAUUCUGUUCUUUUCGUGAUUUUCCUAUGUUAUGCUUAAAAGUUUAUGCUUACACAUAAGCUAGUGUAGGGAAUAUCAUAUUUUAAUAUCUGGUAGAUUGCAUAGAGGAGACGUAGUGUAAUAUAAUAAAGUAAGUAAUGGAAAUCUGCCUGGUCUGUACCAGGAGUAGCAAGCAGGCUGUCGGGCAGGUCACAUGUCCUCUCUGCACCUCAGUUGCCUCAUCAGUAAAAUGUUCAGUUUGUUCUAAAUCAUCACUUAAAUUUGUCUGUUUUUUCUCACUCCAAUCCUGCCUGAUACAUCUCUGUCCUCUCUAUGAACGCCACAAAAGGAACUAAACGAAUGAAAACUGAAUAUGGAGAAGAUAGUUUAUCAAAGUAAGGGAAACAGGGCAAGGCAGAGGAGAUAAAUUUCUGAGUAUAACACAUGUCCUGUCUUCAGCAGUUCAUUUAGACUGUCGUUUUUUUUUUAUUGUAAUGGAAAAAUAGUGGAUUUUUCUACACUGAAUCAUCAUGAAAAUGUUUUCUUUUAGUUGCAGUGUUUAUAUUUUCUAAAUGAAUGUUGUACCUGUCAGCUUUCUCUUACUAUGAAUAAAGUAUAAGAUAUGUACAGUGACACAAUUUGAAUUAGAUGCGAGGUAAAAUUACCUUCCUGGCUUUCAUUCUCAUCUUUUUAAAAUUGCUGUAUAUCUCCUAUGUACAUGUCACAGCACUAGGCAUUAUUAGGAUUUAUGAAAACCUUUGAAAGAGGUGGCCCUGGCCAGUGAGAAGUUCGUAUUUUCAUAAUUUUUAAGUUUGAUGAAAUUUCAAAUUUUCACCUGUUAAUAUGGUUUAACUUGUAUAAUGUUAACCAUGCUAUGAGAAACUUAAUUCUCAUAGUUGUGUUUUAAAAUGCAUAAUCUGUCAACACGAGUUUUCAGUUCUAGAUAACUUGAAAAAAGUUACGUACAGUGCCUAAAAAGGGACCCAAAUGAUGGCAUUGAUAGUAACAGUGUACUUAAAGACUCAGAUUCUUUUAAAUAAGCCCUCAAACCAGAUACAGGUACAUCUGGAAGCCAGUUAUUAAGCCUGAAAGAUUUUCUGUAUUCACUUCUAAGUAUCACAAUAAGGCCUUCUCUGAGAAUUUGAGUUAUAUGAAAGUUAAGCGUUGUUUUUCUGUUGUUUCAUUUUAUUUUUACUGGAUAUUCCAACAGAUCAUAUAAAUAUGAAGCUGGAAUUUUUCAAUGAAUCAGGUUUUUUUCUUUUGGAUGAGAUCGGUGAUUUCAUUUAUACAGAAUAUUCCCUAUCUGAAAAUUAUCUCAUGAAUGCAGAUUGGCAACUUAUCUUUAACUUACAGUCAUAGGUUGUCUGUGGCUCUGAGAGGUGACUUACCCAUAGCCACAUUAGUAUUUAUCAGAGACAGGACCUGAAACCAUGGCUUUCUGCCUUUGGGUCUGUCUACUACACUACUUGGCUUCUCAGUUGUCUUUCAUUGACUAUAAAGGAUAAAAGAGGACAAGAGUUUGAGUGUGUUUAAUUUUCUGCACAAAUAAAUAGAAAAAAAAUUUGUCUUAAAUUUGCCUUUCAGCUUUGUGCCUCAGAACUUGUAGCUUAAAUAAUGCCUUCCUAAAUCUAAAGAUCAAAUGUUGAGAGAGUUCUAGUCUUGGAGGCAAUUGACUUGCAUUCCUGAAUGACCUUCAUCUAGUCAAGGGCCUUAUGAAAAGUGGAGAUAAUAUCCCACCCAAGGUAACUGUGAAGAAAAUACUUUGUAACCAUAAAGUUCUUGAUAAAUAUCAGCUAUUAUAAUUUGCAGUUGUACCUUGUACCUUUUCUAAGUGAAAAAAAAAAUUUUCAAACCCUUAUGUGAUGUGUAAGAUAUGAAGUAAUCCUUAUUGUGGUAUCAGGAGCUCAACUUCUAUUCUCAAUGUCGUAGUUUUCUUCACUCAGGAUUAUCUUUCUGUAAAUCAGCCAUUCCCAAGCCCCAGCUCACCCCCACCCAUGGACUAGGUUGACCAACCCAAUGUGUUUCUAACAUGCCCAUGAAAGGUAUGCCAUUUUUGUUUAAUGUAAAACCUAGAACACAGCUUCCCUCAAAUGAACACCAUCAUAUGCAAAAACCAUCAGGAUAGGGUGCAAUCCAUAUGCAUGCACACACCUUUCCAGUUAAGAGAGAGAGAGAGCUUGAUGAGAGCCUGUCAAUGUUUCUCCUUAAUCAGCAGGAAGGGGUCAUUUUUGAGUGACAUGAGGCACUCCUUCCCCCAGGCACUCUCCCACACCUCCUGCCGACAUCUAGAGAGCCAGACUUAGAAUGAUAAUUUGUUUUUAUAACGAAUGUGGCUUGAAUUAGAGGGUCAGUGAUGACAUUGUUGGAGUUAGGUAGAUGGUAGAAACCCAACAACUUUGAAAUUGGUGACAUGGGAUACUGAACUAUUUCUGAUAACCAAAUUUCAAGAAAUGCCAAAUUAGAUUCUAAAAGUUAUGGUGGCAAAAUAUAUUUUGAUAUUUAAUUGCCUUAACACAAUGUGUUUCCAUAUAUAAAAUACAAUAGGUAACAUGAGAUAGAAAGGGAUUUGGGGUGGUGUUUUUUGUGAUUUUAAGCACACAGUUGUUUUUGAGGUACAGCAUAUCCCUUAUAUGGAAGACAUUUUUAUAUGGCAGGAUUCUGAUAAGAGAAUUUUGUAAAAUUUAUAGUUCAUGUGAUCUUAUAUCAUUUAAUAAUUGCAUGCUAUAUUCAUCAAUAAACCUAGGAAGCCACAUAUUUUAUAUUGAGUACCCGUAACCUGUGGGUGAGUACGUACUAAGGUGAAUUUAAACAUAUUUUCAAUACUCUUUUGCAGACACAUUAAUAAAAUCAUUGCCAGCUUUAUCUUUCAGGAACUCUGGGUACUAGAGAAUCAGACACCGUUAUAAGGGUAUGUUUAAUGCUUUCAUUCCUGGUAAAUAACAUCUGAAGAUUGAAAAUUAACUGUAGCUACUGAUUUAUUUCUUCAUAUUUUAGCCCUUACAUUCUUUCCAGUUUAUGAAAGCUCCAGGUACAAUAUACAGAGUCAGGAAAGUUCAAUUUCUUCACUUUGAAUAAUUUUAGGUAAUUUGUUGGAGGAAAAAUAGGACUAUUUUUGCUUGUUUUUUUUUAAAAGAAACACUAUUUAUAGCUUAAUUUUCUAAAUUUUAUAUUUUUAAAAUUGCAAAAUGAAGAUUUUUUUACAAGCUUUGUAUUUUUUUCUUUGAAAUAUGUAAUGUGUGAGAAUCUAUGGUGUUACUUGGUACAAGUAACUGUGAAAAUAUCUUUGCGCUAUUGAACAUGUAGUAUAUUUGUACUGAUUAUCUUUUGUUUUCCCAUUUUAGAAGAGCAAAAUAAAUUAUUUGGUUAUAUGUGAG